AUGACUCCCUCCAAGAGAAAUCCACCUCUUCCACGCACGCCAGCAGACCGGCUACAGCUUGCUCGGAAGCCGUCGUCGGUAGAUGCUGACCCCAAACUCUACGAGAACAGAGCGAUCAUAUUGAAGACAUCUCAAGAUUCGAGUCAGAGUACAGUGCUCUAUCUAGCGUACGGCUCGAACCUGUCCGUCGAAACGUUUCGCGGGAAGCGAGGCAUCGAGCCUCUUUCGCAAGUCAACGUCUGCGUGCCGGAGCUGAAACUCACCUUUGAUCUCGCCGGGAUACCGUAUAUAGAACCAUGUUUUUCGAGCACCCAUUAUCGGACGAACGACUCCACAGAUACUCCGGACAAGUUAUACUACGGUGGCAGUGAUGAUAAAAAGGACAAUGGGGAGAAAGCUUCCUUCCUGCUUGAUCCCGAAUCUGCCCUCCUCUACGGGCAGAAAGACUACCAUAAAGACCGAUGGCACAAGCCCCUUGUCGGCGUCGUGUAUGAAGUGACAUUAGAAGAUUACGCACACAUUAUCGCAACCGAGGGUGGAGGCAGUGGCUACGAGGACGUCGUCGUUUCCUGCUUCCCAUUUCCGAAGGAUUAUAACCCGAACGAUCCAACGCCAGAUGUUCCCCAAACAGAGUCGUUUAUGGCGCAUACGCUUAUAUCACCACCCAAUCCAGAAAACAAGGGGGCCAAAAAGAGCCAUCUCAUUCGACCAAUCCCGUCUUAUGCGCAGCCAUCAGCGAGAUAUUUAAAGCUAAUAAUGGAUGGCGCGGAUGAGCUGGAUUUCCCGCAUGAUUAUCGUGCCUAUUUAGCAUCUAUUCGGCCAUAUAGAGCCACUACUCUCGGGCAAAAGGUUGGACAAAAGAUCUUUCUAACGAUAUGGUUGCCACUGGUAAUGCUAUUGCUGGCGCUGGCGCAGUUGUUUGCCGACGACGAAGGAAUCACUCCCGACUGGCUCGCAAAGGCACAAGUCCAACUUCAUGAAACUAUAUGGACAAGUUAUGAUGUGUUUUUUUGUAAGAGGUUUGGGGACGGGGAGAGGACGAUUGGGGAUGAUUAA
Molecule: messenger RNA, 1056 nt
Organism: Talaromyces atroroseus
Lineage: Eukaryota; Fungi; Ascomycota; Eurotiomycetes; Eurotiales; Trichocomaceae
Exons: 1
Coding region: 1-1056 (351 amino acids)
Molecular function (GO): gamma-glutamylcyclotransferase activity
Source: RefSeq, a predicted model, not a curated record